AUGGCAGCCUUUGAUGUUCACGAGGAGGAAAUGAAUCCACAGAGUGUGAGGGAGGUCGACUUUUUUCCUGUGUUCGACCUGGCCCUGAAAACGCCAGAGCUUUCAGGUAUCGUCUUUCUAGGCAGCCCUGCAAAAGCCAGUGAGAGCUCAGCCCCCACUGUCAUUACAUGCUUUACAAGGGGACUUGAUCUCAGAAAGGAUAAGGUAGAUGUCCUCUGCCCAGCUAACUGUCCUACGUGGCAGUUCUAUGUCUAUGGGAAUGUUGUAUAUGCCUCCAUUUCCAGCAUCUGUGGAGCUGCCACUCACAGAGGUGUGAUCACCAGCUCAGGUGGACCUGUAAGAGUGCAAAUGUUACCUGGACAAGAGAAUUAUUCUGCAAUAUACACCAAUGGAAUCCAAUCCCAAGUUCUCUCUAGAUGGUCGGCAUCAUUCUCAGUAUCCAGUGCCAAGCGUGGAGCACUUGAAGCAGCUGGGCGGCCAAUUUCAACAGCACGCCCAUCUACAGGUAAACGACCUAAGAAGCCUCUUGAGAAAAAGUCUGGGAACAAAGAUUGUAAAGCGGAUAUUGCUUUUCUGAUUGAUGGAAGCUACAAUAUUGGGCAGCGUAGAUUUAAUUUGCAGAAGAACUUUGUUGGGAAAGUAGCAGUGAUGCUGGGAAUUGGAACUGAAGGACCGCAUGUGGGAGUUGUACAAGCCAGUGAACAUCCCAAAAUUGAAUUUUACUUGAAGAACUUCACUGCAUCCAAAGAUGUCUUAUUUGCAAUAAAAGAAAUAGGUUUCAAAGGAGGCAACACCAAUACAGGCAAAGCCUUGAAACACACAGCCCAAAGAUUCUUUUCUGUUGAAAAUGGGGUACGCAAAGGCAUUCCUAAAGUCAUUGUAGUUCUCAUAGACGGCUGGCCAUCAGACGAUAUAGAAGAAGCUGGUAUAGUGGCCAGAGAAUUUGGUGUUAAUGUAUUCAUUGUAUCCAUUGCAAAACCUACCACUGAAGAACUUGGGAUGGUUCAAGAUCUUGGCUUUGUUGAGAAGGCUGUUUGUCGAAAUAAUGGUUUCUUUUCCUACAAUAUACCAACCUGGUUUGGUACUACAAAAUAUGUGAAACCCCUCGUUCAAAAGCUCUGUGCUCAUGAACAAAUGUUAUGCAGCAAGACUUGUUACAAUUCCGUGAACAUAGCUUUCCUGAUCGAUGGUUCCAGCAGUGUUGGCGACAGCAACUUCCGUCUCAUGCUUGAAUUUAUCAGUAAUGUUGCCAAAUCAUUUGAGAUCACAGAUAUUGGUGCCAAAAUUGCAGCAGUUCAGUUCACUUAUGAUCAGCGCACUGAGUUUAGCUUUACAGACUAUGUCACAAAAGAGAAGGUUCUAUCUGGUCUUCGUGGAAUCCGCUACAUGAGUGGUGGUACUGCUACCGGAGAUGCCAUUACCUACACAACCAGAAAUGUGUUUGGACCUGUAAGAGAUGGACCCAACAAAAAUUUCCUAGUGAUUUUGACUGAUGGUCAGUCUUAUGAUGAUGUCCGAGGACCUGCUGUUGCUGCUCAUAAAGCAGGUAUCACCAUCUUCUCUAUUGGCAUUGCUUGGGCUCCACUGGAGGAUUUAAAAGAUAUGGCAUCUGAGCCUAGGGAAACACAUACCUUCUUCACAAGAGAAUUUACAGGACUGGAACAGAUUGUUUCCGAUGUUACUAGAGCCAUUUGCAGAGAUUUCAUGGAAUCCAAACAAUGAAUGGAAGGCGGAAGAUAAUUCUAAGCACACCAGGAAAGCCAACGAGGUCUCUAUCUAGAGCAAAUGAUGUUCUGUUAUUCUAGCACACAAAGUUGCAACAUCUUGGAUUUGCUUACAAAGGGCAACUGUUCUACUUUGUUUAGGCAGAACUUCUAUUGAAGUCAGUGCAAGUUUUGCUUGAAUACAUAGUAAGUAGAGAAUUUGGCCAAGUUACCAUGUAUAUGUAUAUUUAAUAUUCCUCAGUUAAAGUUUAAAGUGAUGCAGAUCUUAUAGUUAACAUUACCUGAUAUCCAUUUUAUGUAUAGAGAGAAAAUAUACAGCUGCUCCUGGCAUUAAAUGCUGUUACCUAAUAAGUCUCCUCACCAAUUAAAAUGACAAUAAUCUGAGAUACAUUGUAUCAAGUGUAAAAGAAUUUACUCAAGAAUGCUGUCAACUAUGCUGA
Molecule: messenger RNA, 2164 nt
Organism: Elgaria multicarinata webbii
Lineage: Eukaryota; Metazoa; Chordata; Lepidosauria; Squamata; Anguidae
Gene: COCH
Product: cochlin
Exons: 11
Coding region: 1-1722 (573 amino acids)
Source: RefSeq, a predicted model, not a curated record